This is a messenger RNA of Caenorhabditis angaria, 846 nucleotides long. NCBI's taxonomy places the organism in Eukaryota, Metazoa, Nematoda, Chromadorea, Rhabditida, Rhabditidae. The record is from the annotation of a GenBank genome assembly.
AUGAAGAUAUUCGUUCUACUUUAUUUUUUUCUAAAAAUUGCUGAAACCAAAAAGCUGAAAGCUCUGGAUGUCGCCCGAAUUCUCAUCGAUCAAUAUUCCUUGGCACUUGAGACUAGAAAUCGCGAAUUGCUGGAGGAAUAUACAAGUGAGAAUUUUAAAUUGUUUGCUUGCGAGAGGGAAAAUAAUUAUUAUCUAACGAGAAAUCAGAUUUUUGAAAGUAUUUCUGAAAUUCCAAUGAAUUUGCUGAAAUUAAGAAGUUCGAUAAUUGUGAGUGAGGCGAAAUUCUUUAAAUUCGGAGCAAUGCAAAUUCGAACAAUUGUGGAUUUCAAAUACAAAGUGAAUUUCGAUGCAAAACUUCCGGCAAAAGGUGGAAAAUAUCAAUUAACUAUGGAAUAUGAUCGAGAUUGUCCCGAAGAAGUUCCUCUAACUUCAAUGUUUUUGGAUUAUUCGAAAAUGGCAGAAGUCCUUGGCAAAAAUCUGAUGAUUCAGUUUGUGGAGAGUGUGCAAGGGGUUCGGGAGAUUUUUAUUGAGCCUUAUGUUUUGCAAUUUUGUGAUUUUGAUGGCAGAUUUCAUGAGAUUAUUUUUGAAGAUUUCGCAAAUUCCAUUCCCGAUUUUAUUGAUCUUGAAAACAAAACCAAAACGUGGCUGACUGCUAUUCAAAACGCAUAUUUUGAAUCUGAUGGAACUCUAUGUUUCGAAGUUCAUGGUGGAGGAUUUAAUCAUUAUUAUGAGGCGGUUAUAAAAAAUGGGAAGUAUCGAAUCAAAUUGGAUAAGCAUCUACAAUGCCUCCCUUUUCAACCGAAAAGUUUGGAGUUUGAAGUUCUUCAACAUUCGGUUUUUAACUAA